Molecule: messenger RNA, 3105 nt
Organism: Ascoidea rubescens DSM 1968
Lineage: Eukaryota; Fungi; Ascomycota; Saccharomycetes; Ascoideales; Ascoideaceae
Exons: 1
Coding region: 1-3105 (1034 amino acids)
Source: RefSeq, a predicted model, not a curated record
AUGGCUACGCUUGCGAUGGAUCAAGGCAUAUCGCAGAUCAGCACCUACUACGACCCCAGUUUUGAAGGCGAAGUGAUUGUGGUUGAUGACAGCAGUGAAGAUGAAGACAACCAUUCGAGCGACGACGAAGUAAUAGACAUUUCUGCCCAUGAACUCCCUAAAAACAAAGAAUUGGUGUCAUACCAAGAUGUGGAUCUCGACAGAUAUAAACAUGAGAGCAACACUAACGAAUCUAAUGAUUCUGAUGAACUACUGACAAUGUUGAGUUCAGAUGUAGACUUGGUAACUAUGGUCCCAAAUCCGCCAGAUGAAAAUGAGCAAGCAAUUGUUCAAAAUCAAAUUUCUAAUGUUUUGGCAGACAACAUCGACAAGAAAAUUGAUAAUAGUGAUCUAUUCAACAUCAGUGACAGUGAUAGUUAUAAAGAUAAUUUAAAAUAUUGCGCUUCAAUAAAUGGUUUACAUAUUAAAAGAUGUCAGAUCUACAACAAAAACAAUUUCCUAUUCAAUUGCAAUCAAAAUUAUGAUAUCUCUUUAGUCGAAAGAUUAUCGAUUUUUCUUAAUCCUCCCAAUGAUUCCAUCAGUGACAUGAUUCUAAAUAACAAACAAACAGUUGCUCAAAUGGAAAUUGAAUCUGAGAAUAAAAGUCUAAACAAUACAGGUAAUAAAGAUGGUGAUAAAGAUAGUGAAGAUGAUAAUAAUCAGAAUAACGAGACUCAAAAUUUUAAUGAUCAGAAUAAUAAAUUGGAUAAUAAUAAUCAGAAUACAAAAAGUAAAGAUAAUAAUCAGAAAACAAAAAGCAAAGAUAAAGAUAAUCAGAAUAACAAAACUAACCAAGAAAAAAAAAAAAAACUCAAAAGUAAUACAGAAGACAGAGAAGAAAAUGAAUCGACUCAAAAUGAUUUUAAGACUGACCAAAAAGAUACAAAGACCAAAAAUUUGGAAAAAAAUAUAAAAGAUCUUGACUUUCAAUCCAAUAUCACUUUGAAAGAUGAUAAUCUUAUCGAUGACUCAAAUGCAAACAGUCCCGAUCUAUAUUCUGAGGGUACUAAAAUUCAAGAAGAAAAUUUAGUAACGCAAAAACUAGAAUUAGAAUCCAAAAAUGUCCAAGUGGAACCACAAAAUCAACAGACUCAGCAGACUCAACAGAUUGAAAUUGACCAACCCUUUAAUGAAAAAGUUGAGAAAGAAAUAAUACAUAAUAAAAAAAUAAUUGAUCGAAAAAAAACUGAGCCUAUUGAAAAUAAUGUUGAAGUGAGUAAAGAUAAUGGUCAAAACCCUGAAAAUAAUAAAGUAAAUGAACAGCAACAACAAAGCUUGUUGCCCAUCAAGAUGAUUUCACAAACACAUGUUGAUCCAAUUUUACCCAUCAAUGAGACUGCUAGCAUUCCAACUUCAACUCCAACUAAAAAUGACUCCAAAAAAGAUAGCUCUGAAAACAAAAAGCUGGACUAUAUUAACCAAGUUGAAAACAGUUCAAGGUUAAAUAAUGUUGAAACCGAAUAUAGCGAGAGAAAUCAAACUAAUGAAAAUGAAAUCGAAAAUAAAGAUACAAAUGAAAACAGAGAUAGAAAUCAAAAUCAAAAUCAAAAUCAAAAUCAAAAUAAAAUCAAAAUUGAAAACAAAAAUAAAAACCAUGACGAAGAAGAUUUAUUUAAAAAAAUGCAAAUGUCUCCAGAACACAAAAGGGAAUUUGAUACAUUAAGAAAAAAAGAGCAUAUGGAUGAAGCAAUUACUUUAAGGAGAAUUUCAAAUUUUGAAUUAGAUGAUAGACUUUCUGAAGAUAUUCAAGAAGAAUUACAUUUAUCUCAAGAGUUUGAGAAUCUGGCCGAAAAAAUCCAAGGUGAUAUUGAUGAUAUAGAUAUGCUGGAAAAUUAUAACAAACUAGACAACAUGGAUGAACUACAAGAUGAAGAUGAACCUCAUGAUAUAGUUGAAAGCAAGAAGGAUAAUCUCAAUGAUGAAAUUUUAGCAUAUAAAGAUUUAAAUAUUCAAAUGAAGAAAACAGAUAUAUUAGAUAACAAAAAGCAAGAAAUUAUGUCAUCUGAACAUUUUAAAAAUAUGGCAGAUAAUUUAAAUGAAAAAUUGUCUCAGAAGGAACAAAAGCAAGAAAAGCAUAACGGCAAAGAGAAAGAAAAAGAAAAUUUAGAAUCAAUAAAUAAAAAUAAUAACCAAUCAAUAUUAGAGAGUAAAACUAGAAAAAGUUCAUCACAAAUAUCUCUACAACAAUAUAGAAAAAGAAUAAAACCGAAUUCCAUCAAUCAAAAUUCAAUGAUAAAUCAAGAUAUAGGUAAAAUUACGGAAAAACAAAAUUUGGAAUCAAACGAUAAAAGAAUCCUUGACGAAAUUAACAAAUUUCCAACUAAAACAACUAAAAAUGGCCCUAUUUUUGAUAUGCGCAAGAUUAAGUCAGCACUUAAAACUAAGAAAAACUCGCCGGGAGAAACAAAUCCAAAAAAAGUUUCGUUUGGUAACUUUCCAGUGUUUUUUGGAGAUCAUUAUGAGGAGUUUCCUAGUGAAGAAAACAAACUACCCAAAGAUAUCUACUCAAAAUCAUUUUUAAACGCAUAUUGUAUAAAUUAUCAGCCCUCAAAUAAUGUUUCGCAGUUCAAGGACGUAGCUGUAGGAAACCUUCCAUUUGGUCCAUUAAAUAAAUUUUCUGUGCCUUUCCAGCCAAAUAUUGAUUUAUCUAAAAGCAAAUACUCGACUUUGUUUAUGCCAAAAAGAAAAUCACCUAUUUCAAACCCAUUCAAUCAAGCAAAAAGGCAAAAAAAUGGGAAUUUUGACUAUAAUAGAAAUAACUUUUAUAAUAAAAACAAUAAUUAUAGGAAUAGCAAUAACAAAAAUAAUAACAAAAACAACAAUAACAAUAACAAUAACAAUAACAAUAACAAUAACAAUAACAAUAACAAUAACAAUAACAAUAACAAUAACAAUAACAAUAACAAUAACAAUAGCAAUAGCAAUAGCAAAAAUAAUGAUAAUAAUAACCGGAAUAUCAAGAACAAUAAAAGUCUAACGUACUUUAAUAACUCCAAGUUUAAUAGGAAUUUCGAUAAGAAUGAUAAAAACGAUAAAAAUGAUAAUCUUCAGAAUAAUAAACUAUGA